Messenger RNA from Penicillium brevicompactum, 753 nucleotides. RefSeq lists its product as uncharacterized. The transcript is spliced from 2 exons. The coding region runs from base 1 to 753 and encodes 250 amino acids. Lineage: Eukaryota; Fungi; Ascomycota; Eurotiomycetes; Eurotiales; Aspergillaceae. The record is from RefSeq and is a predicted model, not a curated record.
AUGCGUCUCACUCUUGUCCUCUGCCUAUCGGCAGUCUCGCUCGCUGCUCCCGCAAAAUUCCUCGACAGCGCAUACGACUGGUCAGACGACCUAGCCGAGUUCUACGGCAAGAUCAGCCAGUAUAUCAGUACUGCCAAGCACAACAUCAGAGAGUCAACAUGCGAUGCUUCUAAAAUUGCUCUCCCUUCAUAUGCAUCGGGUCUGGCAAGUUCUUCGGGCUUAAAGCCUAUAUACGUCGCACUUGGACGAGGCACACAGAACUAUACUUGCGCAGACUCAACAUCCAGCUCUACACCCGUAGCAGCAGGAGCCGUUGCCAGACUCUACGACGCAACAUGCAUUGCAGCAAACUACCCUAGCUUGUUGGAGAAGCUUCCCAAGCUAGCUUAUAAGAUCACCCUCCCAACGAGCGAUGAUGCUUCAUUCCCUCUCUCAAACAUCGAUCUCCUGGGCCAUCACUUCUUCUACGACGCUACAACCCCAGAAUUCAACCUCAACACCACACCCAAGAAGCAGCAUGGUAUUGUCAUGACCAAGAAAGGAGGGUCAAUUGAUGCUCCUACAAAUGCCUUCGCCGGAGAGUAUGGUGCUGUGGCUUGGCUUUACUUGACUUCCACAGAUGGCACAGUGGGCAACUACAAGAGCGUGUAUCGAGUAGAUACUGCUGCUGGUUCCCCACCGAAGACUUGUGAGGGCAUGUCGUCUGCUUUCGAGAUGCAAUAUGCUGCGAACUAUUACUUCUUCGGACAAUAG